Molecule: messenger RNA, 225 nt
Organism: Mytilinidion resinicola
Lineage: Eukaryota; Fungi; Ascomycota; Dothideomycetes; Mytilinidiales; Mytilinidiaceae
Exons: 1
Source: RefSeq, a predicted model, not a curated record
UCAGCCGUAGUUGAAUUCCGGGCCCAGGUCGAUGGCGUUACGGGGCUUCGCGUUGUGGAUACCGGCGCCUUCCCAGCUGGCCCCCUUGGGCAUCCUAUGUCUUCUACUUGUGAGUGUUCUCAACGUUCUCCAUCGGAAUUCCCGUCCUAUGUGAGAUCCAACAUUGACGAGCGACCAGAUAUGUUCGCUGAGAAGAUCGCCAAGUCAAUUCUAGAAGGGAGUUGA